AAUCAAUCCACACCAUAGCAACAUACCUAGACCAUACCAUCCAUAGAAAAAACCAUUGAGACAUUUAUCGAAAACAACCGAAACGCGCAACAUAAGCAAUUCAAGCGUUACUGUAGCAAAGUGGACAAACAGAGAACGCAUAGCAACUUAUUGCUAAAAGCGCAGUGUAGGCAAUGAUCGACGAACGCACUCGUUAUUUGGCUAGAACAGUUGAAACUUUCCAGAACCUUUGUAAAAACACUAAAAGCGCAGCAUAAGCACAAAUUGACAGACACCUCACUCCGAUAGAAUGAAUAAAUUGCACCUCAUAUCAAUAACCUUUAAUUAGGACAAAAACACAUUCCAAAACCAAUAUUUCGAAACCCAUUGAGUAUAAAUAAAACCAAUUCCGACCGUGGCAAGUCAGAUUCGUUCGGACUGCCAAGAUAGGACGUUACGCUUCCUAAAAACUUCGUGUACCAACUUAUUUCAAGAGUUUAGUUAUGUCCCCCUACCCAAGGUAAGGCUUCUAAACUCCAACAUUUCCAAUAAGGGAAACUCCUUCCGGGUUUCCAUGAUCGCCUGGACGAUCAAAUCAGUCCGCUUCGAAUAGUUCGUUCCACCUCAGCUCAUGUCAGUAAAGACUGACUCCCCGCAAAAACGGUGCACGACGGCCCCGCGUACGUUCGAUCACAUUACAUGGCGACCGUGACCUUAAUCUGCAAUCGACAGGCAGAAGUAUAAGCAAAUUAUUUUCAAGUAAAAUGUGAUAAGUACAACGGUAACGUAAAACGUAAGUGUCGUGUGACGAACCAAAAGUAUUGUGACCAUAACCGUCAUUCGACGGAACGUGAGAAAAAAGUGUCAAAUGUGCAUUUUUUUAACGAAACAUUCAACAACGCUGCUGGCACAAGUGACCCAUAUGUUAUAAAUAAUAACGGUGAAAGAACAGCCAGAAGCAAGUGCAGUGCAGAUCGACGCAGACAUCAGGACGCGACUGCUAGCCCGCAUUGAGGAUAAGGCCUGCGUGACCUUGCAACAGCUUUCUUCAGAGUGCCAUCGGUUAAUCAACCUGAAAAAGGAUAGCGCAAUGAUCGAGGCACCGGUACCAGAGCGUGUUCUAGUAGUAAACACAAAAAUGCAUCGCGCACCACGUCAGUUCCAACCCAAGCGCGACAAUCCUACUACCCCGUGUUGGUCGUGCGGAGGGCUGCAUUGGAGCCGCGAUUGCCCGUACAAACAACACCGAUGCACAACUUGUUCCCGGACGGGCCACAAAGAAGGCUAUUGCAACACCAUAAGAUCCCGUAAGCCCGGCAAACGCCCCUGGAAGCAGCGUAAAACACAAUUAAGGAUGGUGACAGUGAACGUCCAGAGUGUACAGCAACGGUGCAGAUUCGUGUCACUUACGAUGAAUGGUACAUCGGUUCGUAUGCAGUUGGACACGGCUUCCGACAUUACUGUGAUAGAUCACACAAGCUCAUUGGCAGUCCCCAGUUAGCAGCACCAUCCGUAAUCGCUAGAACCGCCUCAGGUGCUAAAUCACGUACCUUGGACACGUGAUCGAUAGCCACGGGUUACGACCAGAUCCGUCAAAAAAUCGAGCUUAUAAAGAAGCUCCCUGAACCGAAAGACAUAUCCGGUGUGAGAUCAUUUCUGGGAGCAAUUAACUAUUACGGGAAGUUCAUCCCGAAUAUGAGGAAGCUGCGAUAUCCGUUAGACAAUUUGCUUAAGGCAAAUAAUUCAUUCUGCUGGACGCCAGAAUGCAAAAAGUCGUUCGCAACGUGCAAGUCUCUCCUAUCGUCCGACCUACUUCUAACGCACUAUGAUCCACGGCAGAAGAUAAUCGUUUCUGCAGACGCUUCGUCCAUCGGCCUUGGCGCAACGAUUAGCCACGUGUAUCCUGGAGGUGCAAUGCGCGUAAUUCAACAUGCUUCCCGCGCCCUCAGUGAAGCAGAGCGUCAUUACAGCCAAAUCGAUCGCGAAGGCUUGGCUAUCAUCUUCGCUGUAAAAAAGUUUCAUAAAAUGAUCUUCGGCAGGCGUUUUGUUCUUCAAACGGACCAUCGACCUCUUCUUCAUAUUUUCGGCUCGAAGAAGGGUAUCCCGACCGUCACCGCAAACCGUUUGCAGCGUUUCGCACUCACUCUUCUAGCGUAUGAUUUCACCAUAGAGUAUGUACGCACCGAUGACUUCGGAAAAGCUAACUUGCUUUCGCGCCUGAUCAACACACAAGCCAAACCUGAAGAAGACACCGUGAUCGCAUGCAUAGGAACAGACAUCAAAGCAAUGGUGGUAAGUGCGUUUCAUAACACUCCACUUCAUUUUGCAGACCUUAUCAGAGAAACACGGAAAGACCCCCUACUGCAAAAGCUCGUGCAUUACAUACGUGAAGGAUGGCCCAGUAAUGCAACCUACACAGGGAAAUUGUCUCGUUUCUUCGCACGUAAGGAUGCUUUAUCAACCGUUGAUGGUUGUAUUUUGUUCGGGGAGAGGGUGGAGAUUCCUCGAGUUCUACAACAGCAAUGUCUGCAACAAAUACACCACGGUCAUCCUGGCAUACAACGGAUGAAAGCAUUGGCCAGAAGCUACCUUUAUUGGCCAUCCUUGGACGCUGACAUCACGGAAUGGGUCAAAACAUGUAACGCGUGCCAAGCAGUUGCACGAUCACCCCCUCACUCAAGUCCCGUUCCUUGGCCAAAAGCUGCAGGUCAAUGGCAGCGCAUUCAUGUGGACUAUGCUGGUCCACUAGAUGGAGAUUUCUACCUCAUCGUAGUAGAUUCGUUCACGAAAUGGCCUGAAGUAUUUCGAACGAGCAGCACUACAUCCGCAGCAACCAUCGGCAUCUUACGCGGAAUAUUCGCCCGAACGGCAUCGAGCACAUAACGACGGCACCCUAUCAUCCGCAGUCUAACGGGCAGGCUGAAAGGUUCGUUGAUACUUUCAAGC
Messenger RNA from Anopheles gambiae (African malaria mosquito), 2925 nucleotides. RefSeq lists its product as uncharacterized. NCBI's taxonomy places the organism in Eukaryota, Metazoa, Arthropoda, Insecta, Diptera, Culicidae. Bases 1675 to 2862 code for a protein of 395 amino acids. The record is from RefSeq and is a predicted model, not a curated record. Gene Ontology annotation, molecular function: nucleic acid binding. The transcript is spliced from 2 exons.